Symbiodinium pilosum is the source of this 1056-nucleotide messenger RNA. NCBI's taxonomy places the organism in Eukaryota, Dinophyceae, Suessiales, Symbiodiniaceae. The record is from the annotation of a GenBank genome assembly.
AUGAAGAAGAUGCUGCCGCAGUUUCCCACCUUUUUCCGCCUGCUCUUUGAGAAAUAUUUUGGCUCCUCUGGAAAGACUGAUUCGCCCUACUGGGUGAUUCAGAAUCGCAAUCCUGCUAACAACGGGUGCACCGUCCACGCUGGACGGGUUCUCGCGACGUGGGAGGCUGGUUGGGCCUAUCAGCUGCAGCUUCCAAGCCUGGAAACCAGGGGUCUUUUCGAUUUCAACGGCUCCUGGACCGACGGCGCUGUCACAGACAAUUGCAGCGCACACGGGAAGCAGGAUCCGGAGACAGGCCAACUGAUCACCAUCUCCUACAACAUGAUCGAGCUUCCCCCGUGGCUGCGAGUUAUCACAGUCAGUGCUGAAGGAACCCUGGAGAACACUGUGAAGAUACCGCUGCCUUCUGGUGCUGCCCUUCUGCACGAUUUCGGUAUCACCAGCAGUCGCGUGGUCCUCAAUGUUGGACCUUUAAAUCUGGUUCCCAUGAAGAUGGUCACUGGCGCUCCUCCAUUUGACUACGAUUUUUCAGCCAAGUGCUAUUUUGGAAUCUUAAAUCGCUCUUCCAAGUCUUCAGAUGAUGUCAUCUGGAUCGAGGCUGAGAAUUGCUUCAACUUUCAUGUGUUAAAUGCCUACGAUGAUCCAGCGGACCCUGACAGGGUGGUCGUACACACCUUCCGCCAGGAUUACACCCUGGGCCUUGGCAUGGGUUCCAAGCUGCACGAGGAGGCGCGGGCAUCGCCCCAUGGACAGCGGCUGCAGGGGGACACGGCCGUCCUGCAUCGCUGGGUCCUGGACGUCAAGGAAGCGAAGGUUGUGGAAAGCACGCGCCUCCAUUCGCCACCCGAAGAAGCUUCGAGGAGCUGGCUAUCUGACUUUGGGGCAGUGAACCCCCACUUUGUCGGCCGCCCGCAUCGCUACGGCUGGUCCUUGGGAUUUGCUUCGGAGAUCCAGCAGGGCGCGCCAGUGCCAGAGGGCUCUGUGGCCCGCUUUACCAAAGUGUUGAAGCAUGACCUGGCCACCGGGAAGCUCCUUGACAUCUUGUUGUUAGCUUAG